AUGGGGACAAACAAUUUGAAUUGUAGUGUGUCGUUUGAAAUACCAAUACGAGACGAGAUCCAGUCUCCUAAGGCGUUACGCCUGCUUUCAUCUCCGAAUUAUGUUCGGAAUGAUUCUGACUUAAAUGAAAGGCUAGAGAAAGCUCGGGAAAGACGAUCUAACGUUCUGGCUGAAACUAUAAAUCGAAAUGAGCAACAUGUCCAUUUAGCUAAGUCUAAAUGUGAACAAGAGAAAGAGAAGCUCGUAAAUCGAUCAAAUGAAUUAAUGGAGAAUCUCACGGAGGAUUUGGCACAGAAGUCGUCUAGGCGGCAACAGAUUAUCGACAAGAUAGUUAAUAGGAACAAGAAAGAAGUAAAAAGAUUCGUUAUAAGUUGUCUUUUAGAUUGAGAAAGCAAAACAACUUGCGGAUGCCCGUGCUUCCCCACAAAGUAUCCUGCUUCGUCAGAUCAACGACGAUAUGUCCAAUAAGGAAAACAACAGACGUUCUCACCUACAAAAUAUAGUUCAUCAGUGCCAGAUGGAGAUAGAGAAAGUCGAGUCUGUGCGACCUCGCCGGUCGAUUAACGACAACAGCAUGGAAUAAAAUGUUCAAAAAUACCUAUCCGCUCCCUAAUAUUUUAUAUUAAAU
Molecule: messenger RNA, 628 nt
Organism: Schistosoma mattheei
Lineage: Eukaryota; Metazoa; Platyhelminthes; Trematoda; Strigeidida; Schistosomatidae
Source: the annotation of a GenBank genome assembly